GUGAUCUUUUUUCUCUGGUUCUUGAACUCUUUCUAAAUUCUGAUGUCUUUCCUUUCAUUUCCCUCCAUGGCUUCCCCUCGUCCUCAUCCUCUUCCUCUCUUCACUUUUCAUCAUCCUAAAAUGAAAAGCGGCAUCAAAUAGAAGAACGCGUAAUUUUCCCCCAAGCCUACCGAAGCUUCCAAUCGUUGGAAACUUGCAUCAACUUGGCAAGCUCCCACACAAAUCGUUAUGGCACCUCUCUCAGCUUUACGGUCCCAUUAUGAGCCUCAGCAUAGGCCGUAUAGAAACCAUCACCAUAUCAUCUGCCCAAACAGCUUGUGCUCUCUUGAAAACCCACGAUUUUCAAAGUUGCAACAUACCAUAAAUGCAUGCUAUCAAAAAACUCACUUACAAUUUUCUUGACAUUGCAUUUACACCUUACCGCGAUUACUGGAGAGAGAUACACAAAAUUUGUAUACUUGAGCUUUUCAGUAUAAAAAGGGUGUUAUCUUACAAACCCAUUAGAGAGCAAGAAGUUGGUUUACUUAUUGAAUCAAUUUCACAGUCAGCUUCUUGUGGAACCGUUGUUGAUCUUACUGAGAAGUGCAUUGCUUUCACUACUAAAGUUAUUUUUAGAAUUGCAUUUGGGAAGCCGUUUAAAGGGGAUGGAUUUCAUGAGCUUGUGAGUGAAGCUGAGGCCCUAUUGGGAUGCUACAGUGCUUUUGAGUUUUUUCCUGUUCCUUUUGUGGGGAAGGUAAUUGAUUGGUUUAGUGGCCGAGAAGCUAGACUUGAGAAGGUUUUUAAUUAGAUAAAUGUUCUGUUUCAAAAAGUAAUCGAUGAGCAUCUUCUUC
Molecule: messenger RNA, 830 nt
Organism: Cucurbita maxima (winter squash)
Lineage: Eukaryota; Viridiplantae; Streptophyta; Magnoliopsida; Cucurbitales; Cucurbitaceae
Product: cytochrome P450 71B35-like
Exons: 2
Coding region: 365-787 (140 amino acids)
Molecular function (GO): heme binding; iron ion binding; oxidoreductase activity, acting on paired donors, with incorporation or reduction of molecular oxygen
Source: RefSeq, a predicted model, not a curated record